Messenger RNA from Oncorhynchus kisutch (coho salmon), 1796 nucleotides. RefSeq names its product immediate early response gene 5 protein-like. The transcript has a single exon. The record is from RefSeq and is a predicted model, not a curated record. Lineage: Eukaryota; Metazoa; Chordata; Actinopteri; Salmoniformes; Salmonidae. Bases 321 to 1232 code for a protein of 303 amino acids.
AAACAGUUCCAUUCUUCUCGAUGUUCAGCUGUUGAUUAUGGCUACCCUUUAAUUUCUUAGACCCAUACACUCAUUUGCUUCAGCACAUAGAAACGACGAAGCACAUCUUGCGUUUAUCAAAUGUCUGUUUCUAAAACAAACAAGCAGUUACGUCACUUGAGGGAAUUCAGUACCAUUUGGAAGCAAUUAGUCGCUACGGUAUAGGACAAACAACUCCGUCGGGGAUUUGAGGAUUAGGCUACUUUUAACCAUUUGUGUUUCCACAAGAACUGAAACACGAGAGACUUAGUGAUUUUGCUUAACAACCUCAGUGUUUAAUCAUGGAGUAUAAAGUUGAGGCGCAUCGGAUUAUGAGUAUUUCACUGGGGAAGAUUUACAACUCCAGGGUUCAACGUGGUGGGAUCAAACUACACAAAAAUCUACUGGUCUCCCUGGUUCUACGUAGUGCCCGGCAAGUAUACCUUCGUGACUACUACGGCGGGAUAUGCCUGAGUGCUCAGCAAGCAAGAGAGUGGUGUGAGGGAGAGUACAUGGACUCAGAACAAGACAAAUUGGUCCCUGGUUCGACAGAGAGCCUGCCUGAAUCAGACGGGCAAAGUGAGGUGGCCGUGGACAAGCAGGAGCCCAGCAAUGUGGUCGAAUCCCACGCGGCACUGGACGUUGAAUCUGAAGCGAGUGGUGAGCAAGAUCACGCCGAAAAUGGAGUUUUGGAUUCAGGAUGCAGCGAGCUGAAAACACCGGAAGAGAGCCCAGAGGCUAGUCCUACAUGUGAGGUCUCCAAUGUUGUUACUACUAUCUCAUCCAACUGUAUUAGUGGUCCCCCUCCGAGUAAUCCAAAACAGGCUACAGAGACGCCGAUCGGCUGCCAGACGGACGACGGUGAAUCAGUGGAGGAAAAUUUGCACGAGCCCAUAGUGCCCCAUACUUGCACUAACAGGAAACGGAGUGCCGACGACUCUGAACUCACAGACUCCCUGCCGAAAAAAACGAAAGUAAUGUCCUCAACUCUAAUUUCUAAAAACGACGAAAAGAAAGCGGAAACCGAAGAAAUGGACACCAGCAAUGUCUCGAGUUUGAUAACAAUAUUCGGUUCCAGUUUUUCUGGACUCUUGAGUAGUGAAGACGGAGCGCAGCCCGAUUCCGAGGCAGAGGACAGUGACUCAGGACAAAUCUGUUGUGAUCAAAUGUUAAAAAACCUCAACCCUUGGAGUACUGCAAUUGUCGCUUUUUAAACAUUGAAACUGUGGUUUUGACCUCUUGGGGAUAUUUAAUAAAGCUGGAACAUGAAGCAAAGUUCCACCAACUUCCCCCACAAACACGUGGUGGACUGAGUACCUAGUAAAUGUGGAGUUCCCCAAACAUCAUAAUGAAAGUAGGCCUACUGUAGUAGCUAUUUACAUGGAACAUCUAUUGAAAGAAUGUUCGAGAGGUGCUUUAGGAAGUGUUAAAAAUGUUAACGAUGGGCUCUUGAUAGUCAACACUUUGAAACGUGCUUCUACACAAGUCGUCUACAUUGUAACGUACCAAAAGCGCCAUGUAUCAAUUCUUAAAAUGUAACGUUAUCCUUUUUAACGUGGAUAAUAUUAUGGGACUGAAUGUGACUCAACGCUAACGCAAUCUGUUGUGAAUUUGCUGGUCACUACGGUGUCUUUGUUUUAUAAAGACUUGUACAUUUGUAAUAGUGUGCCUGUAAAUACUGUUUUCCUAUGUCCUACUCAAUCUAUGUAUUUUGGUAUCUGCCAUGGAUUAUGAUAAUUGCGUGAUGCUCACGUAUUAAAACAUUGUCUAACAAUUCA